Molecule: messenger RNA, 1898 nt
Organism: Mucor mucedo
Lineage: Eukaryota; Fungi; Mucoromycota; Mucoromycetes; Mucorales; Mucoraceae
Product: Alpha/Beta hydrolase protein
Exons: 3
Coding region: 34-1560 (508 amino acids)
Source: RefSeq, a predicted model, not a curated record
CUUCUGUUUGGGGUUUCUCCUUUAGAUAUAUCAAUGUCACUACCAAUUCCUAAAUUACUUGGAAGUACCAUUGUAUUGUCACUCCUUCCAUGUGCUUAUGCAUUUACAUCAGCUAUUAAAGAAAGCACCUUAUUAUUAUCGCAUGUUAUGAAAGGAACACUUGUCAUUUGGAGCAUCAUUGAAAUAUUAUUUUACAUUUAUUAUUUGCAUGCACGUAAACGACUUCAACAAACGAACAAACCACACAAACCAUUAAACGAAACGGAACGAGCAAGUUUAUUUUGGAACUGUGUACAAACCAUUGACGAUGUAGCCACCUGGAGUGAAGGUUGGUUUUACUAUAAAAAAGACCACUCACAUCCUCAAUUUAAAGAGAUACAACGAGAAAACCUGGCAUUGUGGUUUGCAUGGGCUUUUUGGCAUGAGAAUUUAGAAGUGGUUCGAAAAGACGAAGCCUGGUCAAAUGAACUAGAAUGGAUGUUGGAUUCAGCUGAGGAUUGGUUUAAAGUGAAAUUCCCAAAAGGUCAAAAUAAAGAGUUACAAUGCAUUCGACUUAAUUUAGAUCCUGUCCAUGCCUGUCAUCGUCCUCUCAUUGUCUAUGUGGGACUGUAUGUUUUAACCAUGCUGUUCAACAUGAUCUUUUUACAAUGGAUGUUGGCAUUUACAGCAUACGAUACCACCUUGUCUGGUGUUGUCUGGGGUGGUAUUUUAGGUCAUUUACAUUACGCCAUUCAAUACACCAAGGCCCUUUUGUUUAAAUCGGAAGAAGCACCAGAUAAAAAAGACUUGCUGCCAAGAGCGAUUUCUUAUUUUUACCGGGGAUCAUCCAGUAACAAUAAAACACCUCUCGUGUUCUUGCAUGGUAUUGGUGCAGGAGUUGUUUGUUACGCAGAAUUGAUACAUCAAUUGGUAUCACUGGAUAGACCGAUUUUCUUGGUCGAGUUACCCUAUGUGGCAAUGCGAAUGGUAGACUAUGUUCCUUCUGCUGCUGAAACUGUGGGUGAAAUACAAGCCAUGUUGAAAUCAUUUGGUUAUGACAAGGCAGUCUAUAUCUCUCAUUCAAUGGGUACAGGUGCUUCAAGCUGGGUUAUGAAUAUGGCUCCCGAAACCAUUGCUGGACUAGUCAUGAUUGAUCCCAUCUGUUUCCUAUUGCAUUAUCACAAUGUGGCGUUUAAUUUUGUUCAUCGUAUUCCAAAGACAUUUAUCGAGUAUAUUAUGCAUUAUGGAGCUGCAAGGGAACUUUACAUUAGUAAUUAUAUAAGUCGACAUUUUCAAUGGUUUGAAACGAUUUAUUUCUCUCAACCUAGUAAUUGCGCACAAUUACCGGUGUUACCUUCACCGCUUGAUACAAAAGGACCUUUAGCCAAUGCCACGGUGUUUUUAUCGGAAAAGGACGGUAUUGUCGGAAGUUCAGUUGUGCACAAUUAUUUAUUAGAACGAGGUGUGGAUGCACGUAUCAUGGAAGGAUUAGAACAUGCCAUGUUUUUAUCGAGUCGUUAUUGGAAAAAGACGAUUUCGAAUCAAAUAGAUACCAUUGCCCGUAAGGCAGAUAUAAAGUAAAAUAAAAGUUUAUUUUGUAAUAUUUGAUAAUGUGGCACCUACUUCCAUGGAUGUUAAUGCAGCAUCGAGACUUGUCAUACUUGUAGGCCUACUCAGGCCUUUACGCUCAUGCUGAUGACUAUAGUCUAAUAAUUCGGCUUGUGAUAAUCUCACUGAAAGACGCGAAGAAGAAGGUGAUCUUGUGGAAAUAUGCGAUCGGAUCGAGGCUGCACGGGAAGGUGCACGAGGAUAAGCAGAGAUACGAUGCUCUGCCAAGAAUUGCUCUAAAAAGUCCACAAUUAAAGGUUCCUUCAUGGCGGAUAAUUUGUACUCUUCAAACGACUAAAAAAAAAAGGGUA